Molecule: messenger RNA, 4954 nt
Organism: Gopherus evgoodei (Goodes thornscrub tortoise)
Lineage: Eukaryota; Metazoa; Chordata; Testudines; Testudinidae
Product: zinc finger protein 239-like
Exons: 2
Coding region: 330-1421 (363 amino acids)
Biological process (GO): regulation of transcription by RNA polymerase II
Molecular function (GO): DNA-binding transcription factor activity; RNA polymerase II cis-regulatory region sequence-specific DNA binding
Source: RefSeq, a predicted model, not a curated record
UCUCAUCCUGAUGGUCUGCACGUUUCCCUUCCCAUCGUCCCACUCUGCUGAAGAUGGGAAAUGGCCACAGGAGAGACGCUCAGCAGACGUUUGGAUUGUGAGAGUGCAGAGAAUCUUCAGCAGAAAGGAUCUGAGCGAGGGGAACCAGAUGGAACAAUUUCAGGGAGAUCCAAAGAGAUUGUUUCCCAGAUCAAGAAAGAGCCUGUGAGAGUUGUAACUGCCCAGAAACACAGUGGGUAAGACCUCCAGAGGAGAGAGAGUAAAUCCACUCACUUCACAAACAACCAAGGCACCAAUGUCCAUCAGUGGGCUGUCUCCACAGGCAGUCAAUGAACACUAAGUAUUGUGAGAAAAGGUACAGCAGAGGCUCAGGCCUCAAUGGCUGCCAAAGAGCCCCAAUGGGAAAGAAAUCCUAUUCAUGUGCAGACUGUGAGAAGGUCUUCAGCUGGAGCUCAGCCCUGAUUACCCACCAGAGAACCCACACGGGUGAGAGACCCUACAAGUGCCCUACCUGCGGGAGAGGCUUCAGCCAGAGCUCCAACCUGGUCAGACAUCACCGCACCCACACUGGGGAACGGCCUUAUGAGUGCGGUGAGUGUGGGAAGAGCUUCUGCCUCAACUCCCACUUCCUCAAGCAUCAGCGCACCCAUGCCAAGCCCUACCCCUGUGAGGUCUGCCAGAGAGGCUUCCACAGCUCCUUGGCCUUGGGCAGGCACCAGAGAGCCCACACGCAGGAGCAAUGCUACACCUGUGCAGACUGUGGGAAGAGAUUUCGGGUGCGCUCGGCACUGGCCCAGCACUACAGGAUGCACACAGGGGAGAGGCCCUUCCAGUGCUCCAACUGCGGGAAGGGCUUCAGCCAAAGUGCCAACCUGCUCACACAUCAGCGGGUCCACACUGGGGAGCGGCCCUUCCAGUGCACCGAGUGUGGGAAACGCUUUGCUGUCAGCUCCCACCUCAGCACUCACCAGAGGAAUCAUUGCGCGGAGCGGCCCUGCCAGUGCACUGACUGUGGGAAAGGCUUUGCCAACCCUGCCAAGCUACUCGCCCACCAGAGACGCCACACAGGGGAGCAGCCCUUCCAGUGCCCCGACUGCGGAAAGUGCUUCAGUGACAGCUCCCUCCUGGUGAAACACCAGCGUAUCCACACAGGGGAGCGGCCCUUCCAGUGCCCCGAGUGCGGGAAGAGCUUCAACCGGAACCUGACCCUACUCAGACACCAGAGAGUGCACACCGGGGAGAGGCCCUACAUCUGCCCUGCCUGCGGGAAGGGCUUCAGCCAGAGCUCCCACCUCACCACUCACCAGAGAGUGCACACAGGGGAGCGGCCCUACAAAUGCCCCACCUGCGGGAAGGCCUUCAGCCAGAACUCCAACCUGAUCCGACACCAGAGGAACCACAAGCACCAGGACACACUGUAACCAGCUCAUCAGCACUUGCCUCACACAAGAGAAACCUGCACAGGCACAAACUAUGGGAAAAAGCUUCAAACAGAGCUCAGAUCUUACAAGGCACCAGAGAAGCCACGUGGGGAAGGAAGCAAUGGCUGUCAAACAAAUCAAGCCCUACCAUUUGAACAGUGCAAAGGAAGUGCUGGAAGCAGCAAGCUGUGCACUGUAGGGAAGUGACCGCUUGCUGAUAUUUUUGGAUGGAGUAGAGGGAAGCACAAGGUGACAAAAAGAAGGGGAUAAAUCUGAUAAAUCUACAGGCGUUUGAAAGGGAUCCAUACCAAGGGCAAAGAGAACUUAUUUAGGGUUGCAUGACAGAUGCAGCUAACAGUAGCAGGAUGAAAUUAAAAGGGGAAGCAUUUGUUUUAAAAAGUUCUUGACAGGACUAUGUAUUAUUGAGCAGUUGGAUAAUACCCCCAGAAAGCAAUGGUAGCUUCCUCAUUUGGGACUUUUUGAAAUGUGUUUUAUAGGUUAAUUUACUGUAGGGAGACAGGGAGAUGGAUCAGAUGAAUUAAUGAGUCCUUUCUACCUCUGAUUCUCUCAAAGGAGGAUACAAAGGCAAAGUUGUUAAAAAUUAUGGUGGCAAAAGGAAGGUGAAUUAAUUUUAAUCUCAAGUCUAUUGAAUGACCCAACCUAUCCCUAAAAUAUAUUAUCUGUUGAUACUGGAGACAUGAUUCCUGCCAUCCUUCUCUCCAGAGCAAUGGGGUAAGCCAUCUUGUUUAGACCGUUUCACUGACCUAUUCAAUGCUGGUAUUUUUAUUGUAAAGCUAAGUGAUAUCAGAGACCACAACAGAAUGCAAAUAAGUUCCCCUACCUCUCUAAGAGGAGUAAGAAUUUAAGGUUUCCCAAUUUUAAGCCCAGAUAUGCAAAUUAGACAGAACUUGUUGCAGACAGGAAGGUAUCUGAGGACUAACGCCACAGAUGCUACAGUCUUUACCCUGCCAGGAGGAGCAUUACCUAGCAACAAAAUCAUCAGUUAAUUGGAAAGGAGAAAUAAUUGGACAAAAUUACAGCAAGAUUGUUUGGAUUGUGAGUGGUAUAAAAAGGACUUUCCAUACAAAUUGCACAGAUUGAAAAAGAAACACUAACAUAGGAGCAGUCUGGUUCAUUGAUACUAUUUUAUAAUUCUCUUCAGUUAGCUCUGUCUUUUGAAAUGUUUCCACUGCUUUCUGCACUGUGAUUUUACUAUCUGAAUUGUCGCUGUACAUCUUAGUUCUUCCCCCCACUCCUCAAAGACAGACCAAGUAUUUCUAGGAAUAAGAACCCUCCGAUUUUACUAAAGCAGCCUAGACAUGAAAUUAUCAGCAUCCGUAGACCGUUUCUUAUUUAUGCACAUCAGUCCUUUUUUUCAAGCAGUGUCUCGUAUUGGUAUCCUGGUAACAGCAUACUUACAAAAUGCAUUGUUUUGUUCACCAUUAAUGGCCUGUGCACUCAGGAGAGAGCCAAAGGAAAGCUAUGAAUUUGUAUGUUGUGUGGCGAAGUACCUUCUUCUCCUCAGCAGACUCAGUCCUUUUUAGCCUUGGAGACACAGGCUUGGGCAAAGCAAAUCCUUCUAGGUAGCACAGGGUCUGGCUAUUCCUUACCUCAGUCCGUCCCUUGUGCUGGUUUUCUCCCCUUCUCAGGACAGAGUGCAGCCUUCCUUGCUGGAAGGGUUGAGAGCCUUGCUGCACCUCGCUUACUGGUAGCUUCCCUGCUUCUCUCACCCCUCCUCCCCCCUUCUACACAGGGGGAGGGUUGAAAAAGGUCUCGAGCAGUUAGAGCCACCUAAACCUAAUUAGUUCCCUGGUAACUCCUUUUCCAGCUGAACCUUAUGGCUCUCUCUGUGGACUGGGAGAGGCCUUUUAACCCCCUGGGACGAAUGACUACCCCCUCCUCUGUAGCUGUUUGUCCUGGGUUUGCCACAGUUGACAGCAACAAAAUGAAUUUGGGAAGGAUUAAAUCCCUACAUUUACUGGCCACUCGUUCUCCUAGGCUGGUAUUUCUGUUUGCUCCAAUUUAAGUGUUCGUUCCAGCAGCACAGUGUCCCCCACUGUAAAGAACCACGGCAUGUGCUAGAAAUGUAUGUCACUGGGCUUUCAAUUUGCAAACCAUUCCAAUCUCAGGCAUGUCACUAGAAUGUUUUAAGGGAAAUAAGGUUUGUUUUUUUUUAUUAAUUUGCCAUGUUCCUUUACAAUAAGAAACCAACCACCAUUUUUUUUAGUACCUGAUGAGUGAAUUAGAGGAGCAUUGUGAUGAAUGAGACUAUGGGGCAUCUGAAUCCUACUUUUGUGGGAAACUGCUCUAUUGUAAAUAACCCCAUUACUGUUUUCUCAGCAAAGGGCUAAGAUAAGGGCCAUCUGUCAGGGCUGACCCAGUCUCUUCUAAACACACAAAUGAUUAAGAAAGCAGGAAGGAGGUGAAUCCAUUCCAUGGAGAAGGGGGCACUUCAUCAAAAAAGCUUUCCUAAGUCCAUCAGGGAAAACAUUCCCCUCCUAAAGAACCCGAAUCAUUGCACCAUUGGACGGAUCUUGAAAUUCACAAUUAAUUAGAAUCAGGUACUGUAAGUUACUUCAGUAUGGAAAGUUACUUUUAUUUUGUGGGGGAGUAGAUACUAAAACCAUUUUUCCUGCUUCCUCUCUGUGCAUUAGGCUGAAAAAUACAGGUAUCGGCAUUAUUUCCGUGAAUCACAUUUUUGAACUUCCUCUCUCCUAAGAGUUAUAUUUCAAUCUACAGUAUUUGCCCAGUCUUACUUACAUUAGUGUAACAUUCAGGGCAUAAUAGAGCAUACUUUCAUUUUUCCACUCUGAAAUACUCCUGGAACUUGUUUUUAAUAUACAAUUUCUGGGUCGAUCCUGCAUCCUGGGCUUCCGGUCACUGGGAGAAGACAGCUGACAGAGCAGGAAACUGAAAAAGCAAAAGGGGAAGAUUAAAAAAGAAAAGGUGUGUGUGUGUGUAAAAUGGAAAUAAAUAAGCACAAAGCAGCAACAUGGAGGGAAUGAGAUAACCCUUAAAACGUUUCUUUUGUCAUCAUCUUUGAAUUCUGAGUGGAAGUACACUACAUUGCAAGUAAGAACAUAGCGUGCCAAUGACUUCUACAUUUUGUAAGGGGAAUACCACAACUAGCAGAGAAACAUUAUAUAGCUAGCUAAAACAAUGUAAACGUUUUAAAGGAAGCUAAAUUACUAGUGAUUUCCAUUUCACUUUAGGCAGCAAAUAGUUUAGGGUAAAGAGAUUAAAAUCAGAAGUGUCAGGAUGGAAAAGUAGACAGCCAUUUAUAGUGGUUAUUUUAAUAGGCAUAUUGAAGUACAAAAAGAUAAACUCUACUUGUAUGGCACUGCUGCAUAACACGACUGCAGAUAUAUUCCAGUGAGUCUGGUCCCUCUCAAAGAGCAUUACAGUUCACAACAGAAUGAAUCUAAAGUCUGUAGCAAAAGUUUGCAUUAUAAGUUUCCAUGACAAUAAACUCUGACUUAUAUCAGACGUUCUGUUUGUCUGUUUGAAUUCUGCAAGUGCACCAUUCAGCUAUA